CACGCUUCCCAAUACAUGGAACCAUUUCUGACGUCAUCAAUUCUGUCUCUAUAUAUAUAAAACAUCACCCGAUCCACCUUUCGUGAUCGCUUAAUCAGAUAAUCAGACCUUUCAUCGAAGCAAAAAUGGAUGCGAACCAACGAAUCGCGAGAAUCUCUGCUCAUCUCAACCCUCCCAAUCUCGAUCAGAUUGGUUCCGGGUCGGGUCUGGGACGGGUGGGUUGCCGGGCGAAAGGCGGAUCUCCAGGAUUCAAAGUGGCGAUACUGGGAGCAGCGGGAGGGAUAGGGCAGCCUCUAGCGAUGUUGAUGAAGAUGAAUCCAUUGGUGUCGCUUCUUCAUCUCUACGACGUUGCUAAUGCUCCUGGUGUUACCGCUGAUAUUAGUCACAUGGACACUAGUGCCAUCGUUCGUGGGUUUCUCGGGCAAUCGCAACUAGAGGAAGCACUUACGGGUAUGGAUCUAGUGAUUAUACCUGCUGGUGUUCCGAGGAAACCAGGGAUGACCAGGGAUGAUCUUUUCAACAUUAACGCCGGCAUCGUAAGGACACUCUCUGAAGCUAUAGCUAAGUGUUGUCCUAAAGCGAUUGUGAAUAUCAUCAGUAACCCAGUGAACUCCACGGUGCCAAUCGCAGCCGAGGUUUUCAAGAAAGCGGGCACUUUUGAUCCUAAGAAACUCAUGGGAGUCACCAUGCUUGAUGUUGUUAGAGCUAAUACGUUUGUGGCGGAAGUAAUGAGUCUUGAUCCUCGAGAUGUUGAUGUUCCGGUUGUUGGAGGGCACGCAGGAGUUACAAUUUUGCCUUUGCUUUCUCAGGUGAAACCUCCAUGCUCUUUCACUCAAAAAGAGAUUGAAUAUCUCACAGACCGCAUCCAAAACGGUGGCACUGAAGUGGUCGAGGCUAAAGCUGGUGCAGGUUCUGCAACACUAUCUAUGGCUUACGCAGCAGUGAAGUUCGCAGAUGCUUGCCUCAGGGGUCUACGAGGCGAUGCAAACAUUGUCGAGUGUGCAUUUGUGGCAUCUCAUGUGACUGAGCUUCCCUUCUUCGCAUCAAAGGUGCGUCUAGGAAGAUGUGGGGUCGAUGAAGUGUACGGACUUGGACCAAUGAACGAAUACGAGAGGAUGGGGUUAGAGAAGGCAAAGAAAGAGCUCGAAGGGAGUAUUGCGAAAGGUGUUACCUUUGUCAAGAAGUAG
Molecule: messenger RNA, 1187 nt
Organism: Eruca vesicaria subsp. sativa (arugula)
Lineage: Eukaryota; Viridiplantae; Streptophyta; Magnoliopsida; Brassicales; Brassicaceae
Source: the annotation of a GenBank genome assembly